Symbiodinium necroappetens is the source of this 1185-nucleotide messenger RNA. The record is from the annotation of a GenBank genome assembly. NCBI's taxonomy places the organism in Eukaryota, Dinophyceae, Suessiales, Symbiodiniaceae.
AUGGUGACCCGCGCAGGGGAUCAACCCAGGAGGCCUGGGGCGGCCUUGGCUGCUGCACUGUGCGCAGCAGCUGCAGAGCACUCUGAGGCACAUCCAGUGGAAAAGCUUCGCCACAAGGAGCCGGAUGAUGCAGCUCGAACCGAGCGUUCAGCAGUUCCGUUGGCCAUCAGACGUCUGGAGCAGCAGCUCGAGGUGGAGAGGCGGCAGAUGGAGCGGAAGCUGGAGAAGUUGGAGAAGCGGCUGGAGGAGGUGGCUUGCACGAGUGCGGCAUCCGGGAGAUGGGCCGAGCUGCAGGGCCAUGUGGAUGGCCUGGCGGAUGCAGUGCAAAGCCUGAUCAGGGGCCAGCUGCCACAAGGCGGCCCACCAGGUGCCGAGGCCACGGGAAACAGAGUUGGAACCGACAGUGCGGUGUGGAAGCGCUUCGAUAUCCUGGAAGUGAAGCUGCAGCAGCUGGAGGAGUCGCGUGGCAAGUUCAUUGAUCUGCAAUCUCAGUCGGACAAAGUGACGGCUCAGAUUGCAGACUUGGACUCGAAAUUGUUGCAGUUGGUCGGCAGGCUGGCACAGGUGGAGCGCGGGGCUCCGCACGUCUCUGAGCGCACAUCGGAGGUUCUGGGGCCGAGCUUACAAGGCAUCCACGAGGCCAUGGAGCAACUCGCCCUACGAGUGCAACAUGUCGAGGAACCCAGCGGGCUGGCGGAAACGUGCCAGCAGGUUUCUGUGCAGAUGGAUCUGCUCCGUAACGAGCUGGAGGAGCACACAGCAAUGCUGGAGGAUCAGGUUGCAGAAUUAGAUGCUCGCAUGCAGACCUUCGGUUCUGAGAUCCAGGACCUUGUGCAAACACAAGAAGCUCGCCUUCAAGUAGAUAGCGUUGGGGAAAGGGCCCUGCGCCUGGCUCUCCGCGCUCAGAGAGCAGUCACUGCACAAGACUUCUCCGAAGAUGCCCGAGAAAUGCGCGAGGAGCUGACGGAGAUGAGCGAGGAGUUGACGUCCCUGUGGCAGCGGGUGCAAAGCAGUGAGCUGGGCCUGGACUCCAUGGCCGAAGCGGUCGGCCGCAUCUGCGAGGAGUUGAGCCAGCUGAAGUCACGAAGAAGCGCUGUCACUCAGCCUACCUCAGGCAGCCCUGCAAGCUCGCGGCUGGCAGAGGCUGUCCGUGGCGGCCGUGAUCGAGACUCCAUCGAGGAUUGA